Messenger RNA from Gossypium raimondii (Peruvian cotton), 6288 nucleotides. RefSeq names its product protein CHROMATIN REMODELING 5. NCBI's taxonomy places the organism in Eukaryota, Viridiplantae, Streptophyta, Magnoliopsida, Malvales, Malvaceae. Gene Ontology annotation, biological process: regulation of transcription by RNA polymerase II; nucleosome organization. Gene Ontology annotation, molecular function: ATP hydrolysis activity; chromatin binding; DNA binding. Gene Ontology annotation, cellular component: chromatin; nucleus. The transcript has 32 exons. The coding region runs from base 461 to 5782 and encodes 1773 amino acids. The record is from RefSeq and is a predicted model, not a curated record.
UACCCCUUUUAUAUUGCAUCUCAAAUAAAAAACUUCACUAUUAUUUUCUUCUCUAAUUUUUUUCCCAAUCGGACGAUUAACCAAAAAAGCGCAUCGUCUUCUUCCUUUGGAAUCGGCACUUUUUUUCACCUUCAACUCGGCUUAUCUUAGCCUCCGGCGCCGAUUCAAAAGACCCGAACCACCUUGAAACCCGUAAAACCGGGAGAGACCCGAGUGAAAACGGUCUCUUCGUUUUCAAAAAAAUUGGCGGCCGGUUUUCUUUAAUUUUACCGGCGAUUUAAAAGGUCAGCUUCUUUGUUCUUGAUCAAUAAUCGGCUUUCUAUGGCGGGCGAUUUUGUUUUCAAUUUUUUACUUUUUGAGGGUUCUCAGCAAAGAUUGUGAAGCUUCUUUUUAUUCCGUCAACCUUUUUGCAUAAUUUGUAAAGAGGGGAGUUCUAUGCCUAGGAUUUUCAAGUGAGAGGAUGGCAUGUUUUAGAAACUAUUCAAAUGACACAGUCUCACAUGAUGCCUUGGAAGGCAAAAGCCAGGGACGAAACAGUGGUAGGAUUCUGAGCUCAGCAGAGAACGAGGACAUAGAUGGUACUUAUAGUGAAAGAGAAUUUGAUAUUAACAUGGAUGCACAGUAUCAAAGUGAUGGGGUUGGCAUUUCAAAUUCAGAGCAGAGUAGGCUGCAUCAUGAGGUGGCUACUGGUAAUGGUGCUGGCAUUUCGAAUUCCAAUUUUCAGCCAGCAGGAAGGAGAAUAGCACCUGGGAGAUGGGGUUCAACUUUUUGGAAGGACUGCCAGCCUAUGGAUCGCCAGGGUGGAUCCGAUUCUGGGCAGGAGUCAAAAUCUGACCAUAAGAGUUUGGAAGGCUCAGUAUAUAAUUCAUCAGAUGACAGGGAUGAUAGGUUAGAAUCAGAAGUUGACGAGGCACAAAAAGAAGUUGGCAAGUCUCAAAGGGGUCAUUCUGAUGUCCCUGCAGAUGAGAUGUUAUCUGAUGAAUACUAUGAACAGGAUGGGGAAGAGCAGAGUGAUACAAUGCAUUACAGUGGCUUUGGCAAUUCUGUCGGGUUAAAUACUAGGGCACAGUCAAAGCAUGUUUCUGUCAGUACCAAUGUGUCCAGGAGUUCAAAAGCAUUGAAUAAGCGUAACUAUGACAAUGAAGAUGAUAAUGAUGACAACAAUGAUGAUGUAGAUGCAGAUUAUGAAGAGGAGGAAGAAGAAGAUGAAGAUGACCCUGAUGAUGUCGAUUUUGAGCCUGACUAUGGUCUUGCCAAUUCUCAUGCAGGGAAUAAGGAUAAAGACUGGGAUGGUGAAGAUUCUGAGGAAGAAGACAAUAGUCAUGGUGAUUUAGAUGUUUCAGAUGAAGAUGAUUCUUAUUAUAAAAAGAAACCUAAAGGUAGGCAACAAAUUAAAGUUGGACCUAAUGUAAAACCCACUAGAGAACAUAAGUCCUCCAAUCGACAAAGAAGAGGGAGAUCAUCUUUUGAGGAGGAUGAAUACUCAGCCGAGGAUUCUGAUAGUGAAAGCGAUGGGGAUUUCAAGAGUAUGGCAAGGAGAAGUGGAAAUAAUCAUAAAAUUAAUGCUCGUUCUAAUACAUUGACAAGCAUGGGAAGAAACAAUGAGAUUCGUACUUCUGGUAGGUCUGUUCGGAAAGUAUCAUAUGUUGAGAGUGAAGAAAGUGAAGAAAUUGAUGAAGGCAAGAAGAAAAAGACACGAAAGGAUGAAGCUGAAGAGGAAGAUGGUGACACAAUUGAAAAAGUGUUAUGGCAUCAACCAAAGGGCAUGGCUGAAGAUGCUAUUAGAAACAAUAGAUCUACAGAGCCUGUUUUAUUAAGCCACUUCUUUGACUCUGAACCAGAUUGGAGCGAAAUGGAAUUCCUGAUAAAAUGGAAAGGCCAGUCACAUCUUCAUUGUCAGUGGAAAUCUAUUUCUGAGCUGCAAAAUCUUAGUGGUUUUAAGAAGGUUCUAAAUUACACUAAAAAGGUGAUGGAGGAUGUGAGAUACAGGAAGUCACUUUCACGUGAGGAGAUUGAAGUCAAUGAUGUGAGUAAGGAAAUGGACUUGGAUCUAAUCAAGCAAAAUAGUCAGGUGGAGAGAGUAAUUGUUGAUCGAAUCAGGAAAGAUGCCUUUGGGAAUGUGAUGUCAGAGUAUUUAGUCAAGUGGCAGGGAUUGUCUUAUGCAGAAGCAACCUGGGAAAAGGAUAUUGAUAUUCCAUUUGCUCAAGAUGCUAUUGAUGAGUAUAAGGCUCGUGAAGCUGCAAUGGCUGUGCAGGGGAAAAUGGUAGAUCACCAGCGUAAGAAGGGAAAAGCAAGUUUGCGGAAACUUGAUGAACAGCCAGAAUGGUUAAGGGGAGGACAGCUUCGUGAUUAUCAGCUGGAGGGUUUGAAUUUUCUUGUCAACAGUUGGAGAAAUGAUACUAAUGUCAUCUUAGCUGAUGAGAUGGGUCUUGGUAAAACUGUUCAGUCUGUAUCUAUGCUUGGUUUUCUACAGAAUGCCCAACAAAUACCCGGCCCGUUUCUUGUGGUCGUACCAUUAUCCACACUGUCAAACUGGGCUAAAGAAUUUAGAAAGUGGCUUCCUGAUAUGAACAUUAUUGUAUAUGUUGGUACUCGUGCCAGCCGAGAGGUAUGUCAGCAAUAUGAAUUUUACAAUGACAAGAAAAUUGGCAGACCUAUAAAAUUUAGUGCCCUGCUGACUACUUAUGAAGUAGUUCUGAAGGAUAAAGCAGUACUGUCUAAGAUAAAAUGGAACUAUUUGAUGGUUGAUGAAGCUCAUAGGUUGAAGAAUAGCGAGGCGCAGUUGUACACAACUCUUUCAGAAUUUAGCACCAAGAACAAGUUGCUUAUUACUGGAACUCCAUUACAAAACAGUGUUGAGGAGCUAUGGGCUCUGCUUCAUUUCCUUGAUCCUGACAAGUUCAAAAAUAAGGAUGAUUUUGUUCAAAAUUACAAGAAUCUUAGUUCGUUUAAUGAAAUUGAGCUUGCUAAUCUUCACAUGGAAUUGAGGCCUCACAUUCUUCGAAGGGUUAUCAAAGAUGUAGAGAAGUCUUUGCCUCCAAAAAUUGAGCGUAUCCUUAGGGUUGAGAUGUCCCCACUUCAGAAACAGUAUUAUAAGUGGAUUUUGGAACGCAACUUCCAUGACUUAAAUAAAGGUGUUCGUGGCAAUCAGGUCUCACUUUUAAAUAUAGUAGUCGAGCUGAAGAAAUGCUGCAAUCAUCCCUUCCUGUUUGAAAGUGCUGAUCAUGGUUAUGGUGGGGACACUGGCAUGAAUGAUAUUAGUAAAAUGGAGAGAAUUAUAUUAAGCAGUGGGAAGCUUGUUAUACUUGACAAGUUGCUUAUGAGGUUGCAUGAAACAAAGCAUCGUGUUUUAAUCUUUUCCCAGAUGGUUAGAAUGCUGGAUAUAUUAGCCGAGUACAUGUCACUCAGAGGAUUCCAAUUCCAGAGGCUUGAUGGUAGUACAAAGGCGGAGUUGCGACAGCAGGCUAUGGAUCAUUUCAAUGCACCUGGAAGUGAUGAUUUUUGCUUCCUUCUUUCUACUCGGGCUGGUGGGCUCGGUAUCAACCUGGCAACUGCAGACACUGUCAUAAUAUUUGAUUCUGACUGGAACCCCCAGAAUGACUUACAGGCAAUGAGUAGAGCUCACAGAAUUGGGCAACAAGAAGUUGUCAACAUUUACAGAUUUGUGACAAGCAAAAGUGUUGAGGAAGACAUCCUGGAGCGAGCUAAGAAGAAGAUGGUGCUUGACCAUUUGGUGAUCCAAAAGUUAAAUGCAGAGGGUAGACUGGAAAGAAAGGAAACAAAGAAAGGGGCUUAUUUUGACAAGAAUGAAUUAUCAGCAAUUUUGAGAUUUGGAGCUGAAGAAUUGUUCAAAGAGGAUAAAAAUGAUGAAGAAAGCAAAAAAAGGCUGUUAAGUAUGGAUAUCGAUGAAAUUCUUGAAAGAGCCGAAAAGGUUGAGGAGAAAGUCAGUGAAGAGGAAGGGAAUGAAUUAUUGAGUGCUUUUAAGGUUGCAAAUUUUUGUAGUGCUGAAGAUGAUGGGUCUUUCUGGAGUCGUUGGAUAAAACCAGAUGCCAUUGCCCAAGCAGAAGAUGCUCUAGCUCCUCGUGCUGCAAGAAAUACCAAGAGUUAUGCUGAGACAAGUCAACCUGAGAGAAGUAACAAAAGAAAGAAGAAGGGAUCUGAUCUUCAAGAGCAGCAGGAGAGAGUUCCAAAGCGCCGUAAAUCAGAAUACUCUGCCCCCUCGGCACCAAUGAUUGAGGGAGCAACUGCUCAAGUGAGAGGAUGGUCUUAUGGGAAUCUGCCUAAGAGAGAUGCAUUGCGUUUUUCUCGAGCGGUUAUGAAAUUCGGGAAUGAGAGCCAAAUCACCUUGAUAGCAGAGGAAGUUGGUGGUGCUGUUGCAGCAGCUCCACUUGAUGCGCAGAUUGAGCUCUUCAAUGCCCUAGUUGAAGGAUGCAGGGAAGCUGUUGAAGUAGGAAAUAUAGAACCUAAGGGACCAUUAUUAGAUUUCUUUGGUGUUCCUGUUAAGGCAAAUGAUCUGGUUAAUCGUGUCCAAGAACUUCAGCUCUUAGCAAAACGAAUAAGUCGUUACGAGGAUCCCAUAAAACAGUUCCGUGUGUUGAUGUACCUUAAACCCUCUAAUUGGUCUAAAGGGUGUGGGUGGAAUCAGAUUGAUGAUGCAAGAUUGCUUCUGGGAAUAUACUACCAUGGAUUUGGUAAUUGGGAAAAGAUAAGAUUAGAUGAAAGGCUUGGCCUCACAAAGAAGAUUGCUCCUGCUGAACUUCAGCACCAUGAAACCUUUCUGCCACGUGCACCUAAUUUGAAGGAGCGUGCUAAUGCACUCUUGGAAAUGGAACUUGCAGCUGUUGGUGGUAAGAAUGCUGGUGUCAAAGCUGGUCGUAAACCUUCGAAGAAGGAAAAGCAGAAUCCUCUAAACGUAUCGAUAUCUCGUGUCAGAGACAAGAAAGGUAAACCGGGUUCUACUAAGGUCAGUUUUAAAAUGGGUAGGGACAAAACCGAGAGACCUCAGAAAGUUGAACCUUUAGUUAAAGAAGAAGGUGAAAUGUCUGACAACGAGGAAGUAUAUGAGCAGUUUAAGGAAGUGAAGUGGAUGGAAUGGUGUGAAGAUGUUAUGAUUGACGAAAUAAAAACCCUUCGUCGGCUCCAAAGAUUGCAGACUACUAGUGCAGAUCUUCCCAAGGAUAAGGUACUUUCGAAAAUUCGGAACUAUUUGCAGCUUCUUGGAAGGAGGAUAGAUCAAAUUGUCUUAGAACAUGAAGACGAGCCCUAUAGACAAGAUCGGAUGACCAUGCGUUUAUGGAACUAUGUCUCUACAUUUUCAAAUCUUUCUGGUGAGAGGCUUCAUCAGAUUUAUUCGAAGCUUAAGCAGGAACAGGACGAUGAUGGUGUUGGACCUUCCCAUAUGAAUGGUUCCACACCUGGCCAUGUUGAUAGAGACGGUGAUCCUAAUUUCUUCCCUCCUUUUUCACGUUCUACCGAUAAGCAACGAGGGCAUAAGAAGAAUGCAACGGCACAUCAAACAUCACAACCGAAUCAUAAAGGCAUCGAUACCGCAAAGUUUGAAGCUUGGAAACGAUGGAGAGCAGAAACGGUUAACCAUCCUCAACUUCAACCCCCAACUCAAAGACCUCUGAACAAUGGUAGUACUCGUGUAGUAGACCCAAACUCAUUGGGGAUUCUCGGGGCAGGACCAUCUGAUAAACGUCUUGUUAAUACCGAACGGCCAUUUCGGAUGCGUCAAACUGGAUUUCCACAAAGGCAAGGUUUUCCCUCAGGCAUCAAGUAAAAGCUUUCAAGCACUGUGCUGGAUGAUAGUCGAUAGAAAAUGAAUUACGCUGAUUUGCUUCGACCUUGUGGCAUUGACUGCUUCAGCCAUUGAAUACUCUCAGCGAUUCUUUUUCCACCAUGGGAAUAAAAAUCUGCUAUCCGAAUCUUUAUGGCUGGAUCGGACAAGUUACCACCAGAUGGGAGUUGCAUCGAUGUAAAAAGACGGCUCAUGAAGAACACAAAAGAUCGACUAACAUGAGCAGACAGGGAAUUGCAGUGACCUCGCAACCAUUUUUUUCUCCAACCUUUUUUGUUUUCCGAAGUAAGUCAAGUAUUUUGUUUACGUAUAUAGCACAGGAAUAGCAGGGAAAAGAAAAACAGAAAAUGUCGAUUCAAUUUCGAAAAAUACAUGCAUGAGAUGUGUUUUACCAUGGCAGAAGUGUACAUUAUUAGGGUAUGUAUUUUUGCUUCAAAAAAGAUGCAAAUUUUGUUAGCAAUAAUAUUGGCAUAAAUUUGCUUCUGGUA